GCGGCAGGCGGAGGCCGGAAGUGGAGCGUGUCGGGGGCGGGCUGCAGGCCGCGUGGCGCGGGAAUGGAGGUGCAACAGGAGGUGCCACAGGAGGUGAUGGAGCAGCUAGAGAACUUGGCCGUGGAGCCGGGCGGGCAGCGGGCGUCCAAUCAGGAGAAGGUGCCGGGCCCUUCGGAAGGCGAUGGGGAAGCCCAGGCCCUUCAGCCCCUAGCCACGGGACCGCGCCGCUCGCCGCCGCCCGCUUCGCCCGGCGCGCCCGAUGUCCCUGCGUCCGCUUCGCCCGGCGCGCCGGGUGACGCUGCGGCCGCUUCGCCCGGCGCGCCGGGUGUCGCUGCUCCCGCUUCGUCCUCUUCGCCCGGUGUCCCUGCGCCCGCUUCGCCCUCUUCACCCGGUGUCCCUGCGCCCGCUUCGCCCUCUUCGCCCGGUGUCCCUGCGCCCGCUUCGCCCUUUUCGCCCGGUGUCGCUGUGCCCGCUUCGCCCUCUUCGCCUGGUGUCGCUGUGCCCGCUUCGCUCUCUUCGCCCGGUGUGUCUGCGCCCCCUUGGCCCGGCGCGUCGCCUUCACCCGCUGCGUCCGCUUGGCCCGGCGCGCCCUCUUCGCCCGGUGUCGCUGUGCCCGCCGUCGCCGUGCCCCCCGCGGCCGUCGUCGCCGUGACCGCUGCCGCCGCGCCCUCGUCGGACUCGGACAGUGAUUCAGAUUCAGACAGUUCAUCAACUACACUCUUCUCUUCAUCUUCAGCAGUAUCUGAUGAAGAUGAUCAUCCAAAUGAAAAGGAUAACAGAUUUUACUGUAUUAGGACAAAAGAUGAGUUGCCUAUUGAGGAACUACCUCCUGUUGAAGACUUGUCAAUAAUUCUUCCAGAUAAUGUUGAACUGAAAGUCUUUGGGACAGUUUCCAGCAUCAUUGACCAGUUAGUAAUAAUUCAAUCACUGAGAGGCCUACCUCCAGUAAACGAGGAAAGCAUAAUUUUUAAAGAAGAUAGGCAAGCAGCAGGAAAGAUAUUUGAGAUAUUUGGGCCUGUUUCACAUCCUUUUUAUGUGAUAAGAUUUAACAACUCUGAGCAUAUCAAAGAGAAAGGUAUUAAUGUGCAAGAUAGCAUGUAUUUUGCUCCAUCAGUAGAGGACUUCACCCAGUAUAUAUUUGCAGAGAAACUAAAACAGGAAAAAGGUUCAGAUGCGUCUUGGAAGAAUGACCAAGAACCACCACCUGAAGUUUUGGAUUUCAGUGAUGAUGAAAAAGAAAGAGAGGCAAAAGAGAAGAAAAAGAAGCCUCAAAGUCGAGGAAGAAAGAAAGUCAGAUCAGAAACACUUCCAUCAAGUGAGAAUAAUGAACUUCUUCUGUCAGUACAACGGCCUCCUUCAAGUUACUCAAGGGGAUACUGUGGCAGAGGGUUCUCCUUCUCCAGGGAUCUAUUUCCUCCUCCAUCAGGCCCUCGAGGGUUUUUCAGACCAAAUGUAAGACCACCACCACCACUGUACUUUUCAGACAGGAGGAUAUACCAGGAAUCACCAGUGUUUCCACCACCUCACAGAAGAGAAAAUCCAAUGAUGCAACAGUAUCCCUUUCCUCCUCCAGAUUUUGGUUAUGUCAGUGAUGCACAUCACUUCUACCCUCUGCCUCCAAAUAUGAAUAUGAUGUGGGGAGGCCCAAACGUGUACAAUUCACCCUACUCAUUUCUGCCACCACCACCGCCGCCACCGCCACCUCCUCCAGCCAACUGUCCUCCUCAGUUCAGGCCUUACUAAGAUUGCUUAUGUGUUCAUGUAGAGCACUGCAGUUUACAGGGAGAAAGAACAGCCUGCCAGGACUGCAUUCCCUUAUUUUGGAGAUGCUUUCUUUUACUGCAGAGGUAGAACAAAUUCAGAGUUUUGUGCUUUGUGGGACAUGCGUAGAAAAUUAUUUUUUUCUACAUAUAUUUUCUGUUCCCAUAAAUAAAUUUAUAUGCUAAAAGUAACUGGAUAUUAAGUAAUGGUUUAUUUUUAUAAUAUCUACUACUUUUAAGAUGCUAAAUAAAAGCCUUUUGGAGACUGGUAUGUAGUGUGGAAAUCUAUUUUGUAAUAAAUGUAGGGGUUUAUAUAACUACUGUUAAGUAGCAAUUAAGGUAUUUCACAUAGACAAUAUUUUAAUAUUUUUAGAAUAGCGGUGUAUUGCCAUGCUUAAAAUUUUUUCUCAAUUUCUGCAAAUUUUGAAACCUACAUGGGAACUGAAAAUCUAAAUCUAAAUAUUGAGCUAGGCUUUCCACUAUGUAUAAGGCAUAAACCACUGUCGAGCUUUCAAAAUUUCACUAAUUUCAUAUUAACUAAGAGACUAUAUCUGGAUGGUUCUUUUUUAAAAUAUCUGGAGUAGCUAGAUCUGAAUUUGGACCAGCAGCUGACUUGCUGUGUCAUUCAGUGUUCUGCAAUGGCUGUUGAAGAUCAACCUAUUCAUGGGAUGUUUUGCAUUUAAUUUAAAAUUUAAAACCAGCAUAAUUUUUCUAGCUUAUCUCUAACUUCUCUAGCUCGUAAUGCAGAGAUGCUCAUAAAUACCUAGUAGUGUGUGCAGUCAGCCUUUCUAGGAAGAAUUCAGGUCUAUCGGGGAGAGAAAACCAUUUCAGAACUCCCUUGUUUAAAUUGCUAAAUGCAAAUGGCACUAGGUUGCUAUUUGAUUACAGUCUAAACUGUUUCUUCUGUAAUUACAAGGUUCAUCAAUUCUCCCAGCUUGUUUCUGGGAGGGAGGUGAAGUUACCAACCAAGGAUCUCUUUGUAGAACCUCUACCUGUCCAAAGAGCAAGUCCUAAAAUUGCACUUCCCUAGUCUCUGUGGAAGUGACUCUGUCUGACUAGGAGGUAAGACUUUGCACUGCAACAAUAUUUUAUAAAGAGGAGGAAAAAGAACUUGUGGGACAGACAUCUUAAAGAUUAUUUUUUGACUGAAAAGUCAUUACUAGCUGUGAUGAUUUUUGAAUCUUUGCCAAUACAGUCACCUUGAACUGAUAAAAGUGUGCAGUAUGUAUUUCUAUUCUCAAACUCAUUUUGACCUUAUUACUUUAAAUAUGUAAUUAAAGGCUAAGUAAGCUGUGCAGAUGUUACUUAGACUUUCAUUCCAGAUGGCUUUAAGAAUGAAGCAAGAUUUAAAUGCAGAGAGGAAGGGAAGGGACUGCCUUGUCAAGAUGGUGCAACUCAAAUAGAAUUUAAUUUCAGCCUUGAAAUGUUGCUAUAAUAUAUUUAAAUGCCAAUAUUCUUGGAUAUAUCUAGAGCUACUGUUUCAUGGGUGUGCAGCUGAGAAGGUUAUAUAGAUGUCCAUUUAUGGCAAACAGGUGCUCUACAGUGGCAGCAAAUAGUUUCAGAAGAGCAGCAUUCCAGACAUUCAUGUUUAAAUCAGUUCCUGCAGAUUAUUUUUUGUAGUAAAAAGAAUGCCCAGUUUUAGUGUUUUGUAAGUGUUUAUGUUACAGGGGAAAGAAGGUGCAGAAUUUCUGUCUGUUUAAGCUGUAACCCAGAUAUGACCAUUCCCAGUGUUAAGGGAUGGUACAUGUUACAAGUGAAUUAUCAAAUGUAAAAGCAUUUCCAAGUCAGUUAUGCAGUAAGGAGGAAGAAACUGUCAACAUCGCAACUUGGGGUGCCAGUGACUUCCUGUAUGUCCCUGGCACAGACAUCAUCAUCAGCCUUGAGAUACAAGGGGGCAGCUGAAGAGUUAACACCAAGAACAGGAGUGAGGUACUAGGAAGUACAGCUACAACAGUCUUUGUUACUACUAUUGCAACAGGUGUUUUUUUAUAUAUGGUAAUGUUCACUCUUUUUCUGCAAUAAUUGGAUCUGAACUAAUAAUUCUUUGAUUAAGCUGUUAAUAUUUCUCUUAGAGAUGUGUUCUCCUUUCCCAUAAUAAUAUUUUUGCAUGUGGCAAAGUGCUAUAUAAAGUUGGGCUACAGAAUAUAGCUUGACAGAAAUAUGCUGCAAUCUAAGGCCUUUUACUAAUUCUUACUUGUUAACUGCAAUACUGGUUUUGUGUCCACUUGCCUGAUUGCUAGGCUUUGGGCUGUGAUUGGUCAAAUAUAAGUAUUUUCUGGUAGAGAAAGUAGAGGAAAUAACAAUAUUCUCUAGUAGUUGAAAAUUUCUCUAUUUCUGACUCCUGUUACCUAUUUUCACAUUCAGACUGGAAAGCUGCAAUAGAACUCUGCCACACCUGUAAUAUUUUUAGUUAUUCCCCCUUUUUGGGGCAUUUCUUCAUAGACUACUUUCCAGAGAAAGCUUAAGGCAUGGGAUGUAGGGGUGAGACUUGAGGAAAAGAGAGGCUUAGGGGAAGAUUUGCUAUGAUUUUUCAAUAGGCUGAGAUUUACAUGUAGAAGUAUGGAUGCAGUAAACUAUUGGACUGUGUAAAUUACUGUGACUGGUAACAUGGGAAAUGGAAAAUAUAAUCCACAUCUGACAACAUUCCUCUUAAAUUUAUAAACAGAAAUGGUACUGGACUCAUCUUGGAGGUGAACAGCAAAAGGACAAACAGGUUUCUUAACGGAAAAUUCUGAUGUGGUGUGGGAAGCAGGGUAGCCAUAGAUAGCUUGGAGAGAUGGUGGGAUCUCCAGUCUUUGAGGGAUUCAGAAUUUGACUUUGGACAAUAGCCUGGGGGGAUGUAAUGUCCAAGUUAGUAAUUCUUCAAGUGGAGAGGUAGACCAGGUAGUCUGUGAAAUCCACCAAGCUCAAACUAUUCUUUUCAUACUAUCAUUGUUCUGGAGUUCCAUCUUCUCACCAGAGUUUUUUUUUGUCUCUAGAUGCUAAGAGGCAUAAAUAGCCGAGCCUGAAUUACAGGUUUUUGGCAAGCCUAGCUUUUCAUUUAUGCUACUGUAAUCUUUCAUUGUACCUCAGAUUCUUAUAAAUAAUCAUGCUGUUCUGAAAGCUGGACUUGCUGCAGAAGAUAAUUACUGCUUCCAUUUCACUGGAUGUAAGAUUAAUUGAAGAAUUGUUCCUUUAUUAGUUGUUUGGAAACUAAUGGUAAUGAGAGUCUUAGUUGCUGUCAUUUUCUCUUAGGAGGUAAAGCAUUUUGUAUUGUACAAUUUAUUUUGAGAAUGUUACCAAGGAAUAACUACCCAAAACUUUUUUUUUUUUUUCCCUCAAAUGCAGCCACAAAAAAACCCCUGAGAAUUGCUUUUUACAAAUAUUCUCUGAUGUAUGGAUUUUUGCCUUAGAGGAGACCUUUUUAAUAAAGCAAGGCAUUCAUGCCAGGGUGCCUGUUAGUGACAUGCAGGUAAAAAUAAGAAAUAAGCAAGUUUUUUUGUAGGUUAUAUUUAGAUAUUUCCAGGUUCCAUUUUCUGUUUCUUUGCAACUCAAAAGUAUAGCCAGUUAUUCUUGUGUAGUGAAUUUAAUGAUGCACAUAAUCUGAUUUAAAGGAUUCAUGAAUCUGCACAAAACAGUUGAUAACUUUGUUACGGUGACAGGCAGAAAAAUGGAAAAUACUGCCAAUGAUGACAAGGCUUUUACAGAACGGUUUACCUGUCAAGGCAAAUACAUAAUUCUGGAAAGCAUGAAUAAUGGUCUUUCUUUAUUUCAGUCACUGUAAAGCUUAGUCAGAAUUACUGAAUGUGGGGUAGCCUUCACUUGCCAUGAAUUAAAUCUGUUGGAACUAUGGAAGAAUACUAUUGUUGAUUUUCCUGUGAAUCUGAUGCUCUGCAAUUUUUAGGCAAUGUUUUGCAAAAGUGCUUUAUUAGAAUUUGCUCUUUGGCUGCUGAGGUUUGAAAUCAAUGGAAAUUAUGAAUCACAGAGUGGUUUGGAUUGGAAGGAGUCCUAAAGACCAUCUGGGUCUGACCUGCAGAAAGCUAGACAGUUUUACACAGGGACAGGAGUACAGUAAUUUCACGAAUACAAGCCGCACUGUAUAAGCCGCAUCUCUGGGUGUUGGCAAAUAUUUCGUUU
This is a messenger RNA of Catharus ustulatus (Swainson's thrush), 5876 nucleotides long. It is a transcript of the gene NAF1, whose product is annotated as nuclear assembly factor 1 ribonucleoprotein. Gene Ontology annotation, biological process: pseudouridine synthesis; box H/ACA snoRNP assembly; ribosome biogenesis. The coding region runs from base 64 to 1743 and encodes 559 amino acids. NCBI's taxonomy places the organism in Eukaryota, Metazoa, Chordata, Aves, Passeriformes, Turdidae. The record is from RefSeq and is a predicted model, not a curated record. The transcript has 8 exons. Gene Ontology annotation, molecular function: RNA binding. Gene Ontology annotation, cellular component: sno(s)RNA-containing ribonucleoprotein complex.